Molecule: messenger RNA, 2703 nt
Organism: Rotaria sp. Silwood2
Lineage: Eukaryota; Metazoa; Rotifera; Eurotatoria; Philodinida; Philodinidae
Source: the annotation of a GenBank genome assembly
AUGAUGUCGUGGUCGAACUCUCAAUGGUUGUUCUUAUACUUUAUAUUAGGACAAUUUAAUGUACAUUAUGUAGCAUCAGCUUGGCCAUCGACAAACUCUUCAAACAUUCAACUAUUAGGCCUUUUUGAAAAUGUAUCCAACACAUCUGAAUCUAGUGAAGUAUCUGUUCAUAGUCGUGCUAUGUUUAAAGCAGCUGUGAUGCUUUCUCAACAAUAUAAUAUAACAAUAGAAGGACAAUUGAUAGAAUGGCAAUCAGCCGAAACUGGUGGAAAUACAAUCAAUGCUCUUAGUAAAGCAUGUCAAGCAUUGUCUAUUUCAAAUAUUGUUGGUAUUGUUGGUCCACAGUUAUCAAGAGAAGCUCAUUUAAUAGCUGAUUUAGGUAAAACAAUAGGUAUACCUGUUAUAUCUUAUAGUGUAACUGAUCCUGAUUUAUCUGAUCGAAAUGCUUAUCCAAAUUUUUAUCGUAUAGCUCCUUCAGAUAAUUUAACUGCAUUAGCAAUUGUAAAAUUAUUAAUUCAAUUUAAUUGGACAUCAUGUAUACUUAUUUAUCAAAAUGAUGCAUUUGGAUCUGGAGGUGCCAAAGUAAUAGAUGAAGCAUUUACUACUAAUAAUUUACUAAUUGAAGAAUCGAUAAUAUUUGACAUUUCUACACUUCGUAUUCGAGGUGAUCUGAAAACCUAUUUAAAAAAUAGUGCAACUCGAAUUGUUGUUUUAUGGGUUCAAUCAAAAUACAUGCCCUCAAUUUUACGCUAUGCUCUUAAAUAUGAUCUACUGGGUCCACAAUUUACAUGGAUAUUGAGUUCAACUGUUUCAUUAAAUGGUUUUGAUAAAAAAGUUUAUGAAAAAUUAAUUGGAUUAUUUGCCGUUGAGCCUAUUACAGGAAAUGUUGUUGAUGUACCAAUUAAUACAACAUUAAUAAAUGCAGCAUAUCAGAUUUGGCAAAAAUUUGAACCAGAAUCAUUUCCUGGAUCGACAAAAGUGAAUUAUUAUGCAUUAUUUGCAUUUGAUGCAACAUGGUCAUUAAUUCAAUCAUUAGAAAAACUUUGUUCAACAAUUAAAACUAAUUCUUCUCCUUCAUGCUUGUCAUUUAUUGAAUCUUCAUUUUGUUUUAAUCGUCGUUUUGUUCAUGCUGGUUUAUUAUUAAAUACAGUUAGUAGAACAGACUUUCUCGGUGUAUCUGGUUCUAUAACAUUUACUGUUAACGUAACAGAUCGAACCAAUGCUUUCCAUUAUUAUAUAAAAAAUCUUCAACGUUCUUCAAAUGUUUUAAAUUUUGUACCCGUAUUAGAAUAUUCUGAUCAUAGCAAUUGGGAAACAUUUAAAGAAAAAAGUGUUAUUGUGUGGCCAGGUAAUUCAUUAGUGCCUCCGACUGGUAGAGCCAUGCUUAAAGGUAUACCUUUACGAAUUGGUGUUAUUGAAUCAGUUCCAUUUACAAUAAUAACACACGUCAUCAAUGAAUUUGGACAAAAUACAACUAAGUUAACUGGUUAUAUCCCUGAGCUUAUUGAAUUAUUACGAAAAAAAAUCGGAUUUAUUCCAAAUAUUGAUAUAGCACCAUCAAAUCAAACAUAUAUUGGAUUAAUUCAAGCAGUAGCAAAUGGUGAUUAUGAUAUUGUGAUUGGUGAUGUAACAAUUACUGCAAUGCGAAGAGAAUCAGUCGGUUUUUCGAAUGCAAUAUUUGAUAAUUCUUUACGUAUUAUAAUGCGAAAAACACCUGAUGUUAGUAUUGAUCUAUUAUCAUUCUUAAAACCAUUUUCACGUAAUCUUUGGCUAUUAGUAUUAGGUACUUGUAUCUAUGCCGGCUUAUUGCUUUGUCUUAUAGAAAGAAAAUAUAAUGAGAAAUUACAAAAUCGAUCAAUACUAUCUCAAAUAACAAUGAGUAUAUGGUAUUCUUUUGGUAAUAUUGUUGGAUAUGGUGUUGAUUUUCAUGUUAGUACAGCUGCUGGACGUUUAGUUACUGUUGGUUUAUAUAUGUUAAGUUUAAUAUUAGUAGCUACAUACACUGCAAAUUUAGCAUCAGAUUUAACAAUAUCAAAAUCAAAAGAUAUUAUUUCUGGCAUUAAAGAUAUUAAAAAUGGAAAAAUUCCAUUUAAUCGUAUUGGUGUUUCUAUUGGUACAGCAAGUGAAGAUUAUUAUUUAAGAGAAAUAUCUAGUGAUAAUAAGAGUUAUUAUCCAUUAAAAACUCGACAAGAAUUAUAUGAUAGUUUACUUACUGAAAAUAUUGAUGUAGCUUUUAUGGAUACUGGUACUGCUGAAUAUGUUACGAAUAAUAUUUAUUGCAAUUUCAAAUUAAUUGGAGAAGAUUUUGAGAAAGGUUCUUUUGGGAUAGUUACACCAAAACAAUGGUUAUAUGCUAAAGAUUUAGAUGUCAAUAUUUUAUUAUUAAGAGAAUCAGGCCAACUUGAUGAGUUAAGAGCACAAUGGUUUCAAAAAAAGGAAUGUCCUAGUUCAUCUGAAACAUCAACUGCAAUGCAUAUUGAUUCAUUGGGUGGAUUAUUUUUAAUUUUUGCAGUCAUUACUUUUCUAUCAUUAUUAUUAUUUAUAUGGUCGAAACAAUUUAUUUUUAUAAAUUAUUUACUUAUGUUAGUAGAUCGAAAAAAAUCUUUAUUCCAAAAGAAAACUUCUAUGGUAAAAUACUCAAACGAAACAUCAAUCUAUACACAAAAUCCUGCAUUAUCUUCAUCUACUAUUGUACAAUUCUGA